GCCAUCUAAUAUCAUUGCACCGGAGUCCCAAUGAAGGUGAGGGUGGUGUCACGUCGUUCUCUGUUUACCUGAGACACCUGUACCCCUUGUGUUGUCGAUACACACAUUCACGUCCGCCCUGCGGCCAAGAGAGGACGAAAACCAGACUGUUACAAGGAUGAGGGGGCUCCCGGUGCUGUCCCUGCUCUUCUGCAUGUGCGCGAUGUACAUUGUGGGCAUUUACCUGUUCGUGGGUGGGUUCCUGCUGGUGAGGCUGGAGGUGAACAGGACCAGCACCUGCGGAGACGUGCUGCAGCCCGGAGAGGAGCCAGUGGACUUCUGCCGCGUCCAGCCGCGUUUCCGCAGGGUUGUCCUCCUCAUCAUCGACGCCCUGAAGAUCGACUUCGCACGGUUUGACCCCAGCAACACGUCGCCCCGGCCUUAUGAGAAUAAGCUGCCUGUGCUGGAGGAGACCGUCUCAUCCAGGCCUUCUCACAGCCGACUGUACCCCUUCCGUGCUGACCCACCUACGACCACCAUGCAGAGGAUCAAGGGCUUCACCACUGGAUCCUUGCCCACGUUUGUAGAUGUAGGUAAUAACUUUGCGUCCAGCGCCAUCUUGGAGGACAAUCUCAUCCACCAGUUUGGACAAACAGGCAAACGGGUGGUGUUCAUGGGCGAUGACACUUGGGAGAGUCUUUUUCCUAAGAAGUUCUACCGCUCUUUGCCCUUCCCUUCUUUCAAUGUCAAGGAUCUGCACACAGUGGACAAUGGGAUCCUCCAGCACCUCUACUCCACCAUGGUGGGUGGUGAUUGGGAUGUCCUGGUUGCUCAUUUCCUUGGAGUGGAUCACUGUGGUCACAGGUUUGGCCCCGACCAUACGGCCAUGGCUGACAAGCUCACACAGAUGGAUGGAGUCAUUAGGUCUGUGAUUGAUCGUCUGCAGAACGACACCCUUCUGGUGGUGAUGGGAGAUCAUGGGAUGACGGACACUGGGGAUCAUGGUGGAGAGAGUCAGAAGGAGACUGAUGCUGCUGUCUUCCUCUACAGUCCUGCCCCUCUGUUUCACGGACCCCCGUCACAGAAUGAACCGGAUGUGGUGCCGCAGACUGACCUGGUGCCCACCCUGGCUCUGUUGCUGGGCGUUCCCAUCCCGUACAGCAGCGUGGGGCAGGUUCUCUUGCCUUUAUUCCCUCCUCAUGGGAAGACUGAAGGUGCAGUUGGAGGCCUCAGCCAGCUGGAGGCACUGUGGAUCAACGCAAAACAGGUAAACCGUUUCCUGGAGACUUACUCUGGCAUGGCCAAAGACAUUCCACCAGAGAGCCUCUCUCAGCUGAAGGAUGAAUUUGCCCGCCUCUCCUCUGAGUAUCUCACCACAGUUGGAGAGGGGCGGCCACCCUCCCCAGAGCUGGCUGCCUCACUGCAGGCUUACCUCACCUCUGUCAGAGACACCUGCCGAGCUACCUGGGCUCAAUUCAACCCUCUCAAGAUGGCAGUGGGUUUAGUCAUCCUGGCGUUUGCCUGCCUGAUGUGCUUCAUCCUGUCUGAGCUGUCCCUUGUGCUGAUCAGGGAGAAUGGUCCCGGACUGAAGGCCCCAGUUGUCGUGGCUCUAACAGUGGGGGUUUGUGUGGCUGUGGGUCAGCUGCUCACACAGGGAUAUAUCGAGGUAGCAUGGUGCCUGGCAGCUGCUGCCCUCAGCUCUGAACUUCUGUUCCUCUGGAGAGUGUGUCGAUCCAGAGCCACUGCUGUAGCAAAGAAUGGAUCUAAAGCUCCAAAGUAUGCUAGCAGGCUAACUCCACGCCAUCUCCUCAUUCCCUCUCUCUUGGUUCCACUUCUUCGCUGUGCCUCCCUGCUGUCAGACAGCUAUGUGAUCGCUGAAGGCCGGGUAGUGACCUUCCUCAUGUUCUCUCUGGCUCUCUGUAUCCCCAUCCAUCUCAACUGGGAUGGCCUGCUUCUGCCCCCCAGCCCUGAUCCUCUGAAGUCUGCUGGGCUGCUACCUUCCCCUGCCUUGUCUCCAUCAGCUGUGAGGAAAGAGAGCAGCACCCUCCUAACCUGUUUAGGACUCCUUGUUGGCAGCCUCUACCUCUCCCUGUCCUUUCACGGCUGUCGGGAAGAGCAGGGCUCCUGCCAGCCUUCGCCGUUCCUUUCUCCUCUUUCCCGGUUGCAGGACAGCCAGCUGAAGAACCUUCAUUACGUCCUCUCUGUCUUCUCCCUGGGCUUGUGGACAUAUCUGCUGAGACGCUGCCUCCGUCACUAUGGUAACCUCAACUCCUCGGGUGGGACGGUGUUCACGGCCCGCUGGAUCUUACCACUGCUGUCUGUGUGCCUGGGGCUCCACUGGGCUGUUAGUGCCACUCCGGAGGACAGCUUCAGGAAUCUGGCCGAGCUGAUCAGCCUGGCCCAGCUGGCCCUCCCCAGGGCCGCCUUCUGUCUCUUGGGGCUGGGGCUGUUUCUUAUCUGGCUAGACCCUCUCACUGUGUUUGUGAAGACCAGAGCUGUGGCUUCAGCGAGAUGUUCUUCGCUACCCCCGCCCCGCUACCGAGCCAGCACCGGCAUCAGCCCCCAAGCCGAGUUGCACCACCUCAUUCCCCAGAUCUACCAGCGCAUGCGCCGUUCCCUGGACGACGGAGAGCUGAGCGGGGGCAGCGAGGUGGACAGCAGGCCAGCUGUGGAGGCCUAUGGACUGGGAACUGUAUACUCUGCCCCUCUGCUGCUGUUCUGUGGCCUGCUGGGAAUUGGUAUGCUGCUGCUGCACCCAGAGGGCAUGGCUAUGUCUUUCUUCCUGCUGCUGCUAGAAAUGGGAGCUUUGCUGCACAUUCACGCCUCCUCCACUACCCUCAGAGGCCUACAUGGAACAUAUUCUGGUGGCUUUAACGUGCCCUGGACUCCAAUAGUGAUGUGGUCCCUGGCUGCCACCCAGUUCUUCCAUGCCACAGGUCACCUUCCCACCUUCCCCUCCAUCCAGUGGGGUGCCGCCUUUGUGGGUUUCCCCGAUGGACACACAGGCACCAUACUGCCCGCCUCACUGGUUACCCUCAAUACCUUUGCCUCACACAUUCUGUUUGCAGUGGGCUGUCCAUUGCUACUGUUCUGGCCCCUGGUGUGCGAGGUACGUGGAAGCAGAGGAGGAAGAGUUUGUGGGGAAGAAGGAGAGGACGCCGUGAUGGAGAUGAGACUGAGAGAAAACCCCCAGCUGUUCAGCUCAGCUCUCCUACAACUCACAACACGCUACCUCUUUAUUCACGGAGCGCAGGUCUUCGCAUCAGUCUGUGCAGCUGCUAUCCUCAGGAGACACCUAAUGGUGUGGAAGGUUUUCGCACCCAAGUUAAUGUUUGAGGCCUCAGGGUUCUUGGUGAGCAGCGUGUUUCUGCUGAUUGGGGUCACAUUAGUGUUAAGAGUAGACGUAGCCGUGGGCCGCUGGUUUAAGAGAAUCGUCCCCGACGCAUCCAGGUAGCGACGGCACAGGUGCUGCUGCGUUAUCCCGGAGGCCCACCAGAGCUCACUGUGCCACAGAGAAAACGGACACGGUGGUCCCUGUAAAGUUUUUACAUGGAAACGUUGCCAUCGGUGUCUAACACAAGGAUCCCCACAGACAUGUCAUGUGAGGCUGCCUCUUACUGUAAAUCUUUUUAGGGCUAUGUUGUGCAUCACUGACACUGAGGUUUGCCUCCUUUCCAGCCAGAGGGACUUUUAAGACAUCAAAUCCCGGACUUAAAAAACUCUGAGCACCUGUACUUCUUUUCUCUCUCUUUUUUUUUUUUUUAUACACUGUUUUUGAUUAAAGCUUGUAAACCACCUCACAAAGGUGAUGGUGGUUAAAGGCCUUUCAGGGCCAGAGUUGAAUGUGAUUAAGGAGAGAAUAGUCAUUUCUGAAUGUUUCUCCUAAACUUGUGGAUAAAACCUUCCGAGCUCUUCAAGCCAGACAGUCUUGCAAGUGGUACAUAGUGCAGCAGUUAAACAGCUUCACUAAAUACAUACAGUUUACACUACCUACACAUCUGUCACAGCUGGCUAACAACCUCAGCAUUUAAACAGAAUUGGCCUUUUAUUAUCUGGGGGUUUUUUCCACCUCAUAACUAAGGCAGCCAAUGUUGUGCUUAGGUACGACCGAGUGGCCAAACUGACAAUUUAAUGUGAUGGAAAAGCAGCUGUGGCAGGAUGACGAUUGACAAUUAAAUUUACUCUUCAGCCAUUUAGCUGACUUUUCCACAGCGAUGUACGACUAAUGAGCAGGUAAAGGUUCACUGUCUUUCUUACUGCAGAAACUCAGCUGAGCAACUUUAUCAUCAGCUCACAAGCAGGUCAACUCCAUGUGGCGAAAUCCAUCCAAGUGCAUUACAGCAUGUCAUUUAAAUGUCUGCUGGAGGAAGUUUUCCCUUUUUUUAUGUUUUGUAUUUUCAAGAUGUUUGAAAUACCCCGUGCAUCUGAUUACUGCCAAUUCACAGAGUAUUACUGUGCUGUUAUUAUACUUUUAUUUAAUUUUUUUUUUUACACAGUUUGUGGUUCUUAAUCUUUUAUUUUUGUGAUUCCUAACUCUAAUGCCUGUUUAUAAUUCUGAUUUUUUUAAAAUCAGUGAUCAGUUUUCUAAUCUCAAACUAAACUUUUGGCUUAAUUGGGCCUCAUACACCUUGUCCUUGGAAUAGGUGCCUAGCUUUAACAAAUGCCUUUUCUUUUUUUUUUUUUUUCCAUAUGAUGUCAUUAAUUUGGCAGGGUCGUUAAACCCAGGACCUCCAGAAACACGGUCAGUUAAUUUAUUUCUGCGGCACAUCUGAGUCAGUCUCUGGUGUAAGAUCUGUUACUGUUCUGCAGCUGUAGUCAGCAGCUAAAGCUCAUUAGCUAAUGCAUGAUAUCGAAGGAAUCUUGAGCUCAGGUUGAAUUAGCUAUAAUGCAAUUGUACUGCAUUCCUCAGGCUGUUAUAAAGGAGUGAUUGGUCAUUUAGAGCAGCCCGCUCGAGUGACGUCAGCUCAAGUGAUGGUUUGGCUUGGUUGUGUGAUGACAAGGCACAUUUUUUUUUCUGUUUUUAAAAUGUUUAAUAUAUAAAUAACUGAAUUAAUUAAAAUGAUUUUACAUUCUGUGAAAAACGUAAUAAAACUUUUCUACAUGACGUAUUAGCCUCGCACAGAUUAGAAGUAACCAGAUUCUUUUAAAUUCUUUCCUUAUUUAUGAUCAUGCAUCCAGGUUUCAGCUUUAAGAUUAUUUAUCGCUGCAGUGCAAACUAAUGUUUAUUGAUCCAGUGACUAUGUGAAGGAAGUGGGUGCUGCCAUAAGUUUUUUCUACCCAUCAGUCAAGGUGCUUCAUUCAUUAUUCACGGAGGCUUUCCACAUUUCCAGCUCACAUAACUCUGUAAGUUGCUGAAACUCUCACUUGUACACAAAUGUUAGUCAGUAAAUUUUCUAACUUCCGUCACCUUGCCUGUAUUUCUCUACUUGUGGCUCAUUUUACAUUUCUACAUUACAGACGUACCUCCAGCACAGCAUGUGUACGCUGUAUUGCUGACAUGUAAGAGGCA
Molecule: messenger RNA, 5488 nt
Organism: Toxotes jaculatrix (banded archerfish)
Lineage: Eukaryota; Metazoa; Chordata; Actinopteri; Toxotidae
Gene: pigo
Product: phosphatidylinositol glycan anchor biosynthesis, class O
Exons: 11
Coding region: 158-3433 (1091 amino acids)
Biological process (GO): GPI anchor biosynthetic process
Cellular component (GO): endoplasmic reticulum membrane
Molecular function (GO): mannose-ethanolamine phosphotransferase activity
Source: RefSeq, a predicted model, not a curated record